AGAGGAUUCUAAUUUCUUUAAAGCUCUGUUUUCAGGAAAUUUUUCUGAGAACUUUUUAUCUCCAGAGGAUCAGUGGAAUUUGAUCUGAAGGCUGGCCAUGACAUCGCAGGGCCAAAGUUUGAAUUCCACUUUAGAUGAUAACUGUCAAGUGAACUUCCGAGCGACGCUUCUGACUAUUGAUUCGUACCUGGGGGAUCAAGAUGUGGAGCGCCUGAAGUUUCUCUGCCGAGACUCCAUCGCCUCCAAGAACCUGGAGAAAUGCGGCUCAGCCUUGGAUAUCUUUGAUUACCUGAUGGCAGAGGAGCGGCUGAGUGAGGAAGACCCCUCCUUCCUCGCGGAGCUCCUCUACAUCAUCAAGCAGAAGGUCCUGCUUCGGCACCUGCGCUACACCAAGGAACAGGUGGAGCACUGGCUGCCUGGCCGCCGGAAGGUCUCUCCGUUCAGAAACCUGCUCUACGAACUGUCAGAAGACAUCAGCUCAGAGAACUUAAAGAGCAUGAUCUUCCUUCUGAGGGAGUCGAUUCCAAAAGUCCAGAUGACCUCUCUAAGUUUCCUGGCAUAUCUGGAGAAACAAGAUAAAAUAGAUGAAGAUAAUCUGACAUUACUGGAGGAUCUCUGCAAAAAAAUUGUACCUAAUCUUAUGAGAAAGAUAGACAAAUAUAAAAGAGAGAAAGGUAGUCCAUUCCCCAGAGCCUCCCAGGUAGGGGCACCUCCUGUAGCCAAGGAAACUGAGUCAUUGCAUCAAGGAGAGAAAGAACUAUUUUCCCACUCGGACAUUAACCAAGUGCUUGGAGCCUUGCCGGAGGUGUCCUGGCAAGAUGAGCAUGCACAGAGAAAUGGUGACAGAGCAACCCCGGUCUCCGUGGAGAUGUUGGGAGCAUCUGUUGACACUCUAACUUCUGAAACCAGCACAAAGGAGACAGCUGUGUACAGGAUGGAUCGGAAGCACAGAGGGCUUUGUGUUGUUGUCAAUAACCACAGUUUUACCUCACUGUCAGAAAGACCAGGGACCAAUAAAGAUGCUGAGUGCCUGAAGCAUGUGUUUCAGUGGCUUGGGUUCAGCGUGCAUAUUUAUGUCAAUGUGACUAAAGGCCACCUAGAGGAGGUUCUGCAGCAAUUUCAGACUCAUCCAGGCCAUGCUGAUGGAGACUGCUUUGUGUUCUGUGUUCUGACCCAUGGGAAAUUUGGAGCUGUCUACUCUUCUGAUGGGGAGCUCAUUCCCAUCCGGCAGAUCAUGUCUCACUUCACAGCUCAGCAGUGUCCUGCUCUGGCUCACAAACCCAAACUCUUUUUCAUCCAGGCCUGUCAAGGUGAAGAAAUACAACCUUCCGUAUCCAUUGAAGCAGAUGCAGUAAAUCCCGAGCACGUGCCCCCUUCCCUUCAGGACAGUGUUCCCGUUGAGGCGGAUUUCCUUCUUGGCCUGGCCACUGUCCCCGGCUACGUGUCCUUUCGGCACAUGGAGGAAGGUAGCUGGUAUAUCCAAUCUCUGUAUAAUCAUCUGAAGGACUUGGUCCCAAGACAGGAAGAUAUCUUAUCCAUUCUCACCGCUGUCAACGAUGAUGUGAGUCGACAAGCGGACAAACGCGGAAAAAAAAAACAGAUGCCGCAGCCUGCUUUCACACUACGUAAAAAAGUAGUAUUCCCUGUGCCACAGGAAGAACUUUUACUAUAGUAGAAAGUUUUGAUCGACGCUUAAACUUGAAAGGACCCUUUGGGCAUCGCUUCCAACCUCCCACCCGUCAUAGAAAUCAGUGACAGGCAGUGAGCUGGCUUCCACCUGUCAUUCUAGUAGAAGAACAUACCCUAUUUUCUGACACAACAAAAUCUGUUUUUUUUUUUGUUGUUGUUUUUUUUGGAUAAGUCUAAAUGGUAGAAAACUUUCUUUAUUGGAGCCUUGGACUGUAGUCUUGAAUUUAGUUGGGCACCCAGAGAAAAAGUGAUUAGCCUCGGUUUGUGCAUCUGUGAAGUAAAAGGUGGGACCGGGUAUACUUUAAGGUUCCUUUUAGCUCAGAAACACUGUUCGUGGCCUUGACUGAGCUUAGAUUUCCCUUCUAUAUAUGCUCACCCCUUGUUAUAAUUCUGUAUCCCCUCUGCAUGGUCUUGUUUUGGACACUGGAUGAUGAUGAGAUCAUGGUUCAAUGACCCUCUCCCUGUUCUCCCCUAAAAUUUGAUCUAUGCCACACCCAUUUCCUGCUUUAGUGUAAGGAAGGUGUUUCUAGAAGCAGGCAAUGUUUCUCCUGGGCCGGGAACAGGGUUGGCUCUCGGAAGAUGACAGCUCAGCGUGAAGACAGACACAUUCAGCUGCUCUGGGAGCACAGACUUUACAACCUUGUAUUAAAUUCCAUGUUGGUCAGGACCUUUCAGACGUCGCUGACAGAGCACCCACCUCACACCAACUAAAGCAAAAAAGAAAAUGGGUUGCUUCUUUCACCUGAAAACACGUGAACGCGGAGACUGGCUUCAGGUGAGGCUUGAAUCAGGACUCAAUCUGCACACAGCAUCUGUCUCGGUCAGAGUCCUCAGGGUUGGCAGCUGACUGUAGUCAACAGCCCCUGCCUUUGCUCUAACACGCUCUGCUCCUCUGACCCAAAGUGAUGAGGAGAGAGGCGGCCUCAGGGACUGAAGGUGUUCACAGGGCUUGUUGCUCUCUCCAGCCAGGCAGUGUCUGGCUAUGCCUUCUGGAGGGGGUGGCUCUGUAUGGAAGCCUUGAUACUUUAAAAAUUAAGGUUGUGAACACUCCUAUGUACUGAACUUUUUUUUUGUAAAUUUCAAGAGGAAUUUUUAAUUCUUGGAAGGAAUUAAAUGUUAGUUCCUGGAAGGAGGGAGAUUGAAAGUCCUGUGGUUAAUGACUUCAUUUAUAGAUGAAGAAACUGAAGCCCAAGGAGACAGAGUGAUUUGCUACAACGUCCAGCCAGCUAUUGUUUACAGGAUUUUAUUUCCCACUUAACUGAACUGGAAUGUCAUGGGUCAUAACAGGACUUUAUGAACAUUUCUUGGAUAUGUAGGUGCUCAUGAAAGAUGUCAGAGAAUGAAGAAAAAAUAACUCAGUGAUGCUUGAUUUUAUAAGUAUUUUUAUGAAAGUCAAAUUAAUGUCUGGCAAAUUUGCAAUGAGAAAUAUUCAUAAGAACCUUGUUAUAAUGUAGCUAGUAAUUACAUGGGUUUGAAUGUAGGUUGACCAAGGAAACAAAUCUCAUAUAUAUGUCAGGAUGAUCUUCCAAAAUCAUUGUUCAUACAAGUCAAAGCUAACAGCUGGUGGGUACAGUCUUUGUCCAAUUGGAUAUACACGGCUUUUGGCCCUUUAACUGUCCCUUGCUAGUUGAAGCAUGAUUUGGUACAAAGGAAAGAGCAAAGGGUCUGGAGAGAGAAGCCUUGGGUUUCUGUUGUAUGCUGUGAUUCCCUUGCUCUGAGACACUAAAUCAAGCUAGUUUUUUGAGCCUUAUCUAUAUAGCAGAGAAGUAUUAUCUGUUGGGAGGAUUAAGGUUUAAAUCUAAUUGUGGCAUGGUGCAUAUAAGGCCCAUGGUAGCAGUAUUCUGGUCGUAACCUUAAUGGAAGUAGCAGGGUUUGAGUUCCUUUGCAUCUAAUUCCUGCUGACUUUUAUCUUCAAAUCAACAGUAGCAACACCUGCUGAUAUUCUCUGACUGAGGAACAACGAGGCCAGCUCUUGGCUCUGAGUCCAGCUGGGCAACACAGGUGAUGAAUUCUCCCGCAUCAGAAAUAUGUGGGGCUUGAUGUUGAAGUCCUGGGCCUGUGGCCUAUUUUAUAUUUCUGUUUCACUGGAACUUAGUGCAUGUGCAGGGUUAAACUCUAGAAUCAGGAAACUUUCCAUGAACUUUCUUUACAGAGGCCUCCAGCAAGCACGUGAGGAAUCACUAGACAUUUAUGCCUGUGAGUCAUGGGUCUAUACAGACAACAGGAGUGCAAUCGUUCUUGGCUCAUUUUUCCUAAAUGGAGCAUAUACACACUUGUCUGUAUUUGUGUGUGUGUGUGUGUGUGUGUGUGUGUGUGUGAAUUUAGAGUCCAGAGACAAAAGGAAGUGAUUGAUCACAACCAUUUGGCAGUGCCUACAGCCGUUGUCUUUCCAGACAUUUAUGAUAAAAAUGGCAGAUGGAAUAAGGUUUCUGUAUAUUUUGCCUACUUUUGCUCAACCUACAAGAGCUGUAGUUAAUUUUUUCUUUUCUUUUCUCUUUUAUCGCUCAAAAGUUUGGCUUCUACCAAACAAAAUGAAAGACAUGAAAACUUUUGAUAGAGUAUUAUGCAAAUGUUAGUUAUUUAAUAAUGAUACUACCGAUGUUUAGCAUUAUUAGGACUAUUAGUCACUACAGCAUCCUACUGGCAUCUGCUUCAGGGACUCACCAUGGUGGUGGGCAGGUUUGAUAUCGUGGCAUUUCCCUUAGCAAUAUAAUUAUUCCCCCAAUACUCAGGUAAUUUAAACAUAUACGCAACUAGUACAUUGUGGUUACUGACCAAUCAGACCAGACACUGAUCAGUUUAACACAACAGUGAAUGAGGCUGAAUAGCAGCCAAAGAUCAGUGAUCAAGUCUCUGCUGAGGUGAACCAAAUUAGACAUUUACCUCAUUUUAUAGACGACUUGUGUGCCAUAUCUGAUUAACAGAAUUUUCCAGGUCGGAUACUUUCUGAGUGACCUAGUCAAGUUCUCAACCUGAAAUUCUUGGGCCCUUAGGUUUUUGUGGAUUUAUCUUCAGGGUCUGAGAGUCCUCCACCUUCAUUUUUAAAUGUUGUCAUUCCUUUUGGGGGUAAUCUUUAAAAAUUAAUACAAGUGCCCUUCAUUUUUAAAUGUUGUCAUUUUUUAAAUGUUGUCAUUCCUUUUGGGGGUAAUCUUUAAAAAUUAAUACAAGUGCCCUUCAUUUUUAAAUGUUGUCAUUUUUUAAAUGUUGUCAUUCCUUUUGGGGGUAAUCUUUAAAAAUUAAUACAAGUGCCCUUCAUUUUUAAAUGUUGUCAUUCCUUUUGGGGGUAAUCUUUACAAAUUAAUACAAGUGCCCUUCAUUUUUAAAUGUUGUCAUUUUUAAAUGUUGUCAUUCCUUUUGGGGGUAAUCUUUACAAAUUAAUACAAGUGCCCUUCAUUUUUAAAUGUUGUCAUUUUUAAAUGUUGUCAUUCCUUUUGGGGAUAAUCUUUAAAAAUUAAUACAAGUGCCCUUCUCUUCCGUAUGACCACCUCGUAUUUGAGUACCACCACAUAACUUCUGUGCUCACAUCCGGGUGCCCACAGAAAGUGAUGAACUUUACAUUGCACUUUUAAAUGUAGCAUAGAUUAGGGUCCGUGGCUGGGGAUUCUCAGGUUUAUUGUCAAGUGUCAGUGAUUAAUCUGUUUGAAACCUGCUCCAAUCCAUCCUCUCAACCCUACAGACUCUACUUCACCAUCCCUCCCCUUAACUCUUCCAGCAGAGGGAACUCACACCACACACAGAGUCAUGGAUUUGAGAGACCCUGUGGUCCAGCUUUCAGAGUGUUAAACUUACCAAAGUCUCACAGCUGUUAGUGGAGGAUUUGCAAUCCUGUGUAUCUCUUGCUUUGCAAUCCUGCCAUCUGGUUUCACCUGCAGACAGCUUUAAUUAUCUUUUUCUCUGUUGGACUUGAACCUACCCCCUUAGAACGUACUUAGAACCAUGGGUUCUCAUUCUAAACUCUGGAGACAUACCAAGCAAGGGUAACUAUGGUCUGGUGAGGUAUAUAUUGUAUGUGACAAGUUUUUUUUUAACUUUUUUCUGGUAGGGUAUGAGUCUUGUCAAAAGUCUGCAGUUUGCUCUUAAAGAUGUGGUAAGAAUAUAGUGACAUAUUUGUAUCUUUAAACAGAAACUAAAUUUCUGAAAGUAGACCCCUUUUAAAAAAGCAAUAAGGGAAUUUCCUGUUUAAAGAAAGACCCAUUUGGCAAUACAGACAUUGUAUUUGACAUAACUUUUGCAUGUAUGAAAAUUUAAAAGAGGGUUUUUCUAUUAAAAUUUUUAGAUUAUAUUAAAUUUUACUGUUUAAAUUUAUUUUUGAAUAGGUGCUAUCUUUACAUUGUUCAAAGAUAAGAAAAUAUGAAAGGGUGUUCAAGAAAAGUCUUGCCCCCAUUUCUGUGCAUUGCCUGCCCGGUCCUCUGUCCUCCUCAUCCCAUAGAUAAUUUCAGGGUUUCGUAGUGCAAAUGCAAAUACAACAAAGAAAAAUAUAUGUGCAUUUUAAAAUAAGAAUUUCUUGAAACAAAGUAUAUAUUAUACACUGUGAAACUCACAUCUCUCAUUUGGUCUUAUUUAAAAUGAUGCUGUAAGAUGCCUGGAAAUACUGGUACAAUUCUAGAAUGGGAAUAACUUUAUGAGCUUUGUGGACUGAGUACUUGUAAAUAGUAGUAAUUGCCUUACCAAUAAAUAAAGACAUUUUUUUCCUUUUUA
Molecule: messenger RNA, 6387 nt
Organism: Balaenoptera ricei (Rice's whale)
Lineage: Eukaryota; Metazoa; Chordata; Mammalia; Artiodactyla; Balaenopteridae
Gene: CASP10
Product: caspase 10
Exons: 11
Coding region: 98-1672 (524 amino acids)
Biological process (GO): proteolysis; negative regulation of extrinsic apoptotic signaling pathway via death domain receptors
Molecular function (GO): protein binding
Source: RefSeq, a predicted model, not a curated record